Messenger RNA from Plasmopara halstedii, 513 nucleotides. RefSeq names its product FOG: Transposon-encoded proteins with TYA, reverse transcriptase, integrase domains in various combinations. The record is from RefSeq and is a predicted model, not a curated record. The coding region runs from base 1 to 513 and encodes 170 amino acids. The transcript has 2 exons. NCBI's taxonomy places the organism in Eukaryota, Oomycota, Peronosporomycetes, Peronosporales, Peronosporaceae.
AUGCAUGACAAAUCGCCCUAUCAAGUUUGGACUGGCAAAAAGCCGUUAAUGGCAAAUCUUAAAAAGUUCGGUUGCCAUGCGUAUGUCAACUUGUCAAAAGAAAAGCGAUCCGAGUUCGGCGCCAAACAUCGAAGUGGCCGCUUGCUGGUUAGUCGUGAUGCUCAGUUUAUGAAGAUCGUGUUUGACGGCGCAGAGCGCACUGAUCAACACGAGGUUGUUAUACAGGAUGAAGAAGAGCAAAUGUCGUCACAGUCUGAUGAGACGGAUAAUGAAGAUGACGAUGAUGCUGCGCUUAAAAAAGAUUUUGCAUCUGGCAGCAAACGUCACAACCGUUCAGAGUCUCUUGGAAAAGCUGUCGAAGUAUCUAGGCCGAAGCAAUCAAGACGUUUUCGAUCUUUUGAAGAAAGGUCAGCUGCAGCUCAAGACUUUGAAGCGGCCUACGUCAUGGACUCAGUGGGUGAAAUGUCGACAACGUUCAAGUCGGCCAUGGAAUUCAGCGACGUAGGCAAGUGA